AUGGCCGAUCAAUCUCCAACGGGCUUCGGCCCAUGUCUGAAGAAUUACUUAAACAACAUUUCUUUUUCUGAUGCCGUCAUCAGAUGCGGAAAUCGAGAGUUUGCAAUACACCGGAUCGUCCUCUGUUGCCAUUCCGAAUACUUUGCGAAACAGCUCGAUGGACCUUGGAAGGAGAGCUACGAGAGAGCCAUUGAAAUAGUCGACUUUGAUGUCAGCUUGGUAGAGGCGAUGAUCUACUUUACGUAUCAUCUGAAUUACGAUAUACCGAAUGGUAGCUCUGCAAUGGUCUUCAACGCAAAGAUGUAUCAAAUCGCAGACAAAUACGCAAUGAGCACCCUGAAAACUUUUGCCCAGGGGAAAUUCAGCACUUCGAUCAAACAGGACUGGGAGGAGGGUGAAUUCCCUGACACAAUCAGCUUGGUGUAUACUUCGACACCUUCCACUGACAGAGAGCUGAGAGAUAUAGCCGUGAUUACUUCACUUAACAACCUUAGUAUCUUGAUAGACCGGGACGACUUCAAGACUGAACUGGCGUCGAAUGCGGAUUUUGCCAUCGAUAUCAUCCGAUUCCAAGGGAACGAGUCCUGGAAUCAUCAACGUUAUACUUCUGCAGAUGCGGAGGUUUAG
Messenger RNA from Fusarium venenatum, 627 nucleotides. The record is from RefSeq and is a predicted model, not a curated record. Lineage: Eukaryota; Fungi; Ascomycota; Sordariomycetes; Hypocreales; Nectriaceae.